GAAUUUGUCUAAUAGUAUUUCUUUUUCUGUUGCUUAUGCAGGAAUUGACUUGUAGUUUAUGGGAAACUAUGAACAUUUUGAGAAUCUGAGUCUAGAAGACUAACAUUUCAGUCAAGAUUGGACAUGAAGACUGACUGAAUCAUGGAGGACACACACACACUGAAUGGAGAUCUUUCUCCAGAAUGCAGUCGAUACCAUGAGAAAUUAAACCCAUCAGAGCCCAGCUGUGUGUCCAUGAAGAGUGACCAGUCUAUGGAGCCACCACUAAAAUUAAAGGGAGAACACACACCAACUGAUCUGAGUCAAUUACACAGUCAGAGAUCAAACCCAUCAGAGCCCAGCUGUGUGUCCAUGAAGAGUGACCAGUCUAUGGAACCACCACUAAAAUUAAAGGGAAAACACACACCAACUGAUCUGAGUCAGUUCCAUGUGAAGAGAUCAAUCUCACUGGAGUCCAGCAGUGUGUCCAUGAAGAGUGAUCGGUCUAUGAACACAUUAGUGACAUUAAAGGGAAAACACACAUCAACUGAUCUGAGUCGUGACUCUCAACUGGUCCAAAGCAGAUUCAAAUCAAAUCUGCGGCAGAAUCUUGAGUGUGUGUGUGAGGGAAUAUCAAAGCAGGGAAAGCCAACACUCCUGAAUGAGAUCUACACAGAGCUCUACAUCACAGAGAGUGGAAGUGGAGAGAUCAAUAAUGAGCAUGAGGUGAGACAGAUUGAGACACAGUCCAGGAGAGCAGAAACAGAGGACACACCGAUCAAAUGCAGUGACAUCUUUAGACCUUUACCUGGACAAGACAAACCCAUCAGAACUGUGCUGACAAAGGGAGUCGCUGGCAUUGGAAAAACAGUCUCUGUGCAGAAGCUCAUCCUGGACUGGGCUGAAGGGAAAGAGAAUCAGGACGUCCAGCUCAUAUUUCCACUGGCUUUCAGAGAGCUCAACUUGAUGAAGGACAAAACACUCAGUCUUUCAGAUCUUCUUCAUCUCUUCUUCCCUGAAAGCAGAGAAAUGGCCAUAUCCAGUGAUGAGUAUAAAGUGCUGUUCAUCUUUGAUGGUCUGGAUGAGUGUCGUCUGUCUCUGGAUUUUCAGAGCGAUGUGAGGUUGUGUGAUGUGACUGAAUCAGCCUCAGUGGACGAGCUGCUGACGAACCUCAUUGUGGGGAAUCUGCUUCCCUCGUCUCUCAUCUGGAUCACCUCCAGACCAGCAGCAGCGGAUCUCGUCCCCUCUGAGUGUGUCCAUCGAGUGACAGAGGUACGAGGCUUCAGUGACGCACAGAAGCAGGAAUACUUCAGGAAGAGGAUUCGUAAAAAGAGAUUAGCUAAAAGAAUCAUCUCACACCUGAAGUCCUCAAGGAGCCUCUUUAUUAUGUGCCACAUCCCAGUGUUCUGCUGGAUCUCAGCCACUGUUCUAGAGGAGAUGUGCAGUGAAGCAGAGAGACGAGAGAUUCCCAAGACUCUCACUCAAAUGUACACACACUUCCUGCUCAUUCAGACCAACAUCAAACAUGAGAAGAACUAUGAGAAGAAAGUGAAAGAUGAAGACAUGAUCGUCAAACUGGGGAAACUGGCUUUCCGGCAGCUUGUGAAAGGCCACCUGAUCUUCUAUGAGGAAGACCUGAGCGAGUGUGGCAUUGAUGUGGCAGAAGCAUCAGUUUACUCAGGAUUGUGCACUCAGAUCUUCAGAGAGGAGUUGGGCUUGUCACAGGGGAAAGUCUUCUGCUUUGUUCAUCUCAGCAUCCAGGAACAUCUAGCAGCUCUAUAUGCACACAUUUACUGUACAAACAAGAACAGAAAUGUGUUUGAACAAACCAUACAAAGUCUGUUGUCUAAGGUCUUAAACCAGAAGAAAUCUCAUUCUUUAUCAGGUCUGCAUCAGAGAGCUGUGGACGAGGCUUUACAGAGUAAGAAUGGACAUCUGGACCUUUUCCUGCGUUUCCUUCUGGGUCUCUCAAUGGAGUCCAAUCAGACUCUCUUACGAGAACUACUGACACAGACAAAGAGGAACAACAAAUCCAGAUCCUCCUACAACAAAGAAGAAACAGUUCAGUACCUCAAACAGAAGAUCAGGAAGACUCGUUCUCCAGAGAGAUCCAUCAAUCUGUUCCACUGUCUGAAUGAACUGGGUGAUGAUUCACUAAUGCAGGAGAUCCAACGUUAUCUGAUAACUGGACAAAUAGGAGGAACCAAACUCUCGUCUUCACAGUGGUCAGCUCUGGUUUAUGUGUUGCUGACAUCAAAGCAGAAGAUGGAUGAUUUUGAUCUAAGAAAGUUUAUUGGAUCACAAAAUAGAGCAGAUGAAGUUCUUCAGAAGAUGCUGCCUCUGGUUAAAGACUCCAGAUCAGUUCGGUUGCGGGAGUGUGGUGUUACAGGUGAAGGUUGUGUUGCUCUGGCUUCAGCUCUGAGAUCAAACCCCUCACACCUGAGAGAACUGGAUCUGUCUGAUAAUAAACUAGGAGACUCAGGAGUGAAGCUGCUCUCUGAUGGACUGAAGGAUCCUCACUGUAUACUGGAGAGACUGUGGUUGAGUUAUUGUGGAGUCACAGAUGAAGGUUGUGUUGAUCUGGCUUCAGCUCUGAGAUCAAACCCCUCACACCUGAGAGAACUGAAUCUGUCAUGGAAUAAACUAGGAAACAGAGGAGUAAAGUUGCUCUCUGAUGGACUCAAGGAUCCUCACUGUAAACUGGAGAUACUGGGGUUGAUGAAGUGUGGUGUUACAGAUGAAGGUUGUGCUGAUCUGGCUUCAGCUCUGAGAUCAAACCCCUCACACCUGAGAACACUGAGUCUGUCUAGAAAUAAUCUAGGAGACUCAGGAGUGAACCUGCUCUCUGAUCUGAAGAAGGAUCCACAUUAUAAACUGGAGACGCUUCUGUUUGAUUGAUGAAUGAUUCUGAGCUUCUCUGGAUCAGCUGAUGGAGAAUAAAGAGCCGCUACACACACA
Messenger RNA from Pimephales promelas (fathead minnow), 2937 nucleotides. The record is from RefSeq and is a predicted model, not a curated record. Lineage: Eukaryota; Metazoa; Chordata; Actinopteri; Cypriniformes; Leuciscidae.